CGACUGACACUGAUAUGACAGCAUUUCAACUUAAGAUUGUACAUUCAAAAAAGCAUGUGAAAAGCUUAUAAGAUACAACGCAUUGUUAAACAUAAACAUUUUUAGAUAGUGAGCCCUUGUUGAGGCCACAUGUCAGGUCUUUAUGAGUUGUCUGGAGGUCCAUCAAUGAGUUAUUUACCCUCUAAACUUAGAAGUACCAGUAGAGUAUAUACAUUUGUGAAGCAGAAAUUAUUUUUCCUCACCCGUUUAAUCAUCUCCCAAACUCCUGAGAUCAGGGCUGGCCAAGAUAUUUCUAGCAAAAAAGAAAACCAUAUAAAUCAAUGUUUAAGCUUUUAAAAUGCUUUUUAAAUAUGUAGGAUCCCUAAUCAUUGAUCAUUUUUCAUAACUGAGCAUAACAGGCAGUUACACAAAGUGGGCCAUUUAAGGGAACUUGGGAUCCUAGUACCAUUUUGCCUGAAUCAAUACAAUAUGUGUUUGCUUUUGGCGUUUGGGUCCUUGAAGGGAAAAAACUUUGGACUUGUGACUCUUUGGGUUGGGGGGUGGGCAACCCCAGUGUUGGGACCACUGGACUGUAGUAGGUCAAACUAUAGCCCCCCCCCUUUAAAAUGCCACCUUUCCAAUGCAAUAAUACCAUAUUUAAUAAUACAGCAGUAACAGACGCCAUUGUGCACAGUGAGGCUACUUUCUGCUCUUACUUUAGUCAGGCUUUAAGUGUCAGACUCUUUCACUGCCUGUAUAUUUACCGCCGUAGUAUUUCCAUUCACUCCACUGUUUGAGUUUUUGGUUUCCAUCCGUGAUGAUGGUGAGGCAGCCGGUGGCGCGCGCGGACUCAUUGUAAAAAAAAAAGGGAGCGCGCUUUCUCCCGGGCGGGUGCACGCGAAGCGGUGUGCAGAUGUGUCGCAGAUUUUGUAAAGUCACUGGACGAAAGAUCCAGCCAGAGGAAGUCGCUCCGGAUAAAUGUCAGGGAAACAAAGCGGCUGAAGGGAGCAGCGAGAGGAAGAGAGGACGGGACCGCGGGACCGCUGUCAGAAGCAGUUAACGUUAGCUUAGUUUGUAACGGAGAAAUAUCGUUACUUUGACAGUCAGAAGCGAGCGGACGGCGGCGUGCGCAGAGAUGGAGCUGUCAGCGAUUGGAGAGCAAGUGUUCGCUGUGGAAUCAAUCGUCAAGAAAAGAGUUAGAAAGGGGAAUGUGGAGUAUCUGUUGAAGUGGAAAGGAUGGCCACCAAAGUACAGCACAUGGGAACCUGAGGAACACAUUCUGGACCAGCGCUUGGUGCUGGCCUACGAAGAGAAAGCGCAGAGAGACAGAGCUCUGGGUCACAGGAGAAAAGGAUCCAAAGCCAAAAGACUCCUUCUGCAGAACACUGUCUACACCAUGGAUCUCCGCAGCGCUCACAAGACUCCAGAGAAGCCUCCGCCUCGCCUGCAUCUCUCCCUGACACGCUCUCUGCUCUCCGAGGACGAGGAUCAGCCGUACAGCGCCUGCAGGCAGGACCCGCAACUGGCACGUCGAAAAAGCGAACCCAGGAGGUCACAGUUCAAGUGCCUUGAUUCAAAUCCUUCAAGUCCCACACAAGAGGACUGGGAAAGUCGGGGAGAGGAAGAAGAGGAGGAGGACAAUAUAGAAUAUGAAGAGGAUAUAGACGAGGAGGAGGAGAAAGAGGAGGCUCUAAAGGAGACAACAGAGAAGAGCGGAGGCAUUUUAAGUGGACAGGACAGUACAGACGAGUGGAGCUCCGCUAUUGGACCGGACGAGGUCAUCGCAUCCGAGAAGCCGGACGACGGCGUCUGGAGACCCAUCAUCGGCCCGGGGGAGGUGACCGUCACGGACGUCACCCUCAACUCGCUCACAGUGACUUUCCGAGAGUCGAGAGUGGCCAAAGGCUUCUUCAGAGACUGGGGCCUGGAGGUCUGAAAUGAGAUGAGGUCUGAGUAGGUUGGUGGGGAGGGCGCUUCAAGAGGGAGGAGGAGGCUUCAUCACAGCGUGUGAAUGGUGGUUGAGGGCCAGGGUUGGUGUUUUCACUCCCUCUGCUCUUCCUCUCACCAGCUACUUCCAGCCUAGUCAGUGGUAUGUUUACAUGCACAGAGUCACCUGGAUACAAUCCAAACUCCAGUUAAUGUUAUAUUUAGGUUAACUCUAACUGGUCGUGACUUCCAUUUUAGACCCAAGUCGCCAGGUGGAUUGAGGUGCAAACACUGGCACUGGAGGUGAGCGAGCUGUGGCCCGUAUAUGGCUGUCAGAUUCAGGUUGAUUUUGGAGGUCCACACUUUGGCUAAGGCCUAGUUGUAGUUAGCAGUACUCGGGCUAGUUGAGGGCCCCCAUUGUUGGCCCCUUGUCCAGUGUCAGUGUCAGUGAACAGUUAAAAUAGGCGAGUCAGGUGAAGUGAGUCAUAGAGUCUCACACCUACAUUAGGAAUCUGUGACUUGCUGGGAUCAGUUAAAAUGUGCUGAUACAGAGAUAUAAUGAUUUUAUUGGUUUUCAUUUUUUCCACUUUAAAGGUUCCCUGUAGAGUUAUGUUUACAUUCAGUGUUACUCACCAAAAGUAUUUAGCCUAUCCUCAAGGUUUAAUAAUCGAUCUAAUGCAUUCCAAUCCAAUUAAAACCUUUGCAAAGCCAAGGUAACUAUUUAUAUAGAACAUUUCAUACACCAGGGGAAUUCAAUGUGCUGUUACAGGGUAAUACAAGUACAGCAAGGAUACAGUUUGAUCAAAUUCAAAACAAAAAACUUAAUUAAAGCUCAUUUCUAAAAAUGAAUUGGACCCUGCAUUGCGUUGUUUGCUAGCUUGCAGUCUUAUUCUUCCUUUCCUUCUGCUAGGGCAUUAAUGCCACCUGUAGAUCAGCGGAAUAGUGUGAAACCUGCAGCAGGAAUGUGCAUCACAUCGCCCAGGAACUAAUAAACUGGGACCCACUCAUCAAAACAUUGCUCCAUAGCGCUACUAGUGGCCAAAAACAGCACAGGGAACCUUAAAAGCAGUUAACAGAAGGGGCCUCAUGUAUGAAAAUGUUGAUCUUGGCUCCUGUCAUACCGUACCAGUUUUCCAUGUCAGAUUCAGCAAACGUAGUAAAAUAAACAGUUCCUACAGUCAUCACAUGACUGUAGUGGUAGAAGAGUAUAAAGUAGCAUAGUAGCAGAGUUAUGACAUCCACGUUUUGUGACCUAAAAGCAACUAAUGUGAGUAAUCAGGUGAAGGAAAGAAAGUUCUCUGUGCAUGUAAACACGGCCACUGUUUCUGUCUCUUCCACACUAAACAAACCGUUCAGUACUGGACUCUGGAUACGUAUUGUACAUACUCCAAAACUACAGUGAAGUGGGCAUAGCUGUCAGUCCCAUACUAACAUGCAGUGCUGUACCUGUAACCUGUGAACACAUAGACUGUUACUACUGUACAACAUGUGUCUUAGUCUUGUAUGCGUUUCCAAAUCCUCGGAGAGAUGAUUUGAUCCGCCUGCAUGGCUUUCUCCUUCGGUACAGUUAUAUUAAUGCAAACACACACACAGUGUAGUUCUCUCUGUCCAUCCAGCUCUUCAUCUCACAACGUACGACACACCACAAACGAUAUGACUGAGUACCAAAAUCAGAAAACUAGAUGAGACUUGAUGACAGAAUGUACUGUGGAAUUGCACUCUUUACUGUACAUCAUAAAGGUUAGUGUGUCUAUCAGGAGCCUCAUUGUAGAGUUUGACCGACAGGGUUAGUCACAUAUUUUAAAUGACUGACAGCUGUUUUAUAAAACAUACCUAAAGGUUUUAUUGAUUUCCUACCUUCCAGUUACCUCUCACAAAGGCACAAAAAUCCACUUGCACUCUUAAAGAUAAUCUAUCACAGCUAACAAUGUAAAAGUUUAGCUUUAUGGAUUUAUUAAGCUGUGUUAUAGUAAUGUUACUAUCGUUAUUAAAUCAAACCAAAAAUCAAGACAAAGCGUAAGCAACAUGGAAAACGAUCAUGUUAAUUUUUGUGUUGCUCAGGAGGGGUCUGCAUCCCUAAAGGGGUUGCAAGAGCAGUCAAGUCGGUCGCAGGAUGAUUGUCCAGGACUUAGGAAAAGUUUGUCUUUUAGACGUUUGUCUGAUCUUUGCUUUUAUCUUGUGAAAUACUUUAGUUUCAACCUUUCAGGCCUUAUAAAAAUAGUCGGAUAAACCUAUCAGCUCACAACUGAUGAGCUGAUUGGUUACUAUGACGAGGGGGUUGCAAGGAGAUAUUUCCUUAUAUUAAAGGAUAGGUUCACAAUUUUUCCAGUCCUAUCAUUCCUGUUGAUACCGGCCAUUAAGAGACCCCUUCCUAAUGUGCUUUCAUGUGUAAGUGAUGAAAUGCACAGUCCCAGUUCUGUGCAAAAAUAUACUCCAAAGUUUAUCUUAUGCUAAUAUGAGCAUUAGCUGUCUAAGUUCAACAAAUCAAAUGAAUGUCCUCCAGAGUUAGUUGUCUUUUUGGUAUAAAAUUCCCUCUUCGUGCUUCCUGUUUUCUUGGUCAACUGGAGAAAUUCUACUGACAAGAAGACUACAGAAGCCUCAUAUUAGCUUCAGACAACAUUUUGAAUACAUUCUUGCACAAAAAGGCGCCUGUGAAUUUGGAAAAUGUGGAUUUCAUUUGAGCUUUUAGCUCCGUUAUCAGAGAACUGUAGAUUGUAGAAAUAUCAAGUUCAUUUCAGACUUUGGAAACAGCAGUUAAAAGUAAAGUCUAUUACAAAUAGAAUAAUUAUUAGUAGGUUAAUAAUAAUAGAUUCUAAUGACAGAAAUACAAAUAGAUGAAUACCACUAAUAAUAAUAUAAUGAUUAAAUAUCUAGAAUAAAAUUCAAGAUUUAAGUCAGAAAAAUUGGAAAAUGGGAAUUUCCGAAUGUACAGUUCCAUGACACCUGAGCAAACUCAAUCUGAAAUAAACUGUUGCUGCCUGGAAGUUGGGAGGUUAAUCUUAAAACCUGCAGCAUGCUUUAGAAAAUGGUUAGCAGAGCUAUAAAGUAUGUGCAAUGUGUAGUUAAUGGGCUGAAACAUGAGAAAUAUGAUCUUUAACGCAGGGUGACCCAGCCCCUGUCCACCAAACACAUGGUUAGAAAACUAAAUAAUCAUUUAAUUACCCAAAAUACUUACAAAUCCGAAGUUUCCCCACAGCUUUACAGACUUAUUUUAUGUAACUGUGUUCAGGGAUAACAUCGAUUAAUAAAAUAAAAGCCCAACUCUGAACCCAGUAUGUCGGCCCAACCCUGCUGGCUUCCUGACCAGUGGACACAGGAGCUGAUGUGAUGUGUCAAGUCUGUGGAAUCUCCCACAGUGGCGUCCCAUUGGUCCACGUGUUGUUUAUCCUACACUGAGGAUGAUGGGUCAGCGUCUCGUGAUCUCAAACCUGUCUCUGUGUGACAAUGAAGCUGCAGGGAAUGGAAGUGCCUGAUGUUGCAUAAUUUUGUUGUUGUUUCGUCUGUAGGGCUAAUGCCUCUCUCUAUCCUUUACACACACACACACACACACACUAUUACUGUCCCAGCUUAUUUGGUUUCUGUCUCUCUGAAUGCACGACCCUCCACUGAUGUUAUUAAGACUUGAAAUAUGAGGAGACUUGAAAGGGGAGGAACAUGGAGGGGACAGUAGGGAAUAAUCUGUAUUUUUUAAGUCGUUAUUUUUCUACAUUGACCUGAAUGUAUAUUUAUUCUUUAAAGAUACCUGUGUAUUUGUCAUGCAGAUGACUGAACAGAGUAGUUUUUAUACAGUUUGUGAUAACUACUGAGCUGAUGCCAUAUUUAAAUGUACUGAAACAAGCACCUGGAUUUGACAUUGCCUAAUGUGGUUGCUUGUGCUGCUUCUGUCCACCAUUGAGCGAAGAACCUUGCACUUUAUCGUGACGUAAACCUGCACCUUACCUGCUCCAGUCUAUGAAGUGUCAUCAUGUAAAGAAUAUUUCUAUGGUAAUACUAAAAUAAAUGUUGCUUAUGUUUAAUAUCAUUUUAAUCAAA
This is a messenger RNA of Dicentrarchus labrax (European seabass), 5937 nucleotides long. It is a transcript of the gene cbx7b, whose product is annotated as chromobox homolog 7b. The record is from RefSeq and is a predicted model, not a curated record. Gene Ontology annotation, cellular component: PRC1 complex. The coding region runs from base 1115 to 1915 and encodes 266 amino acids. Gene Ontology annotation, biological process: negative regulation of transcription by RNA polymerase II. NCBI's taxonomy places the organism in Eukaryota, Metazoa, Chordata, Actinopteri, Moronidae. The transcript is spliced from 6 exons.